UCACAUUUCUGCGAAACGUGAAAAGUGCAGAAAAAUUUGGAAUCUGUAUUCUUCGAACAAAACAGAAGAUUGUGUAUUUUAAGGAGCAGAAAAGCGCGUUUGAAGAGAACGAAGAAGAAGCGUAAGCAUGCUGUGCUUCUGCUUGUAUCUUUCGGACUGAGGUUAGCGAAUUCACGGAGGCCUAUGUUAGAUGGAAGAGACCUCUCUCUGCUGUGAACAAGUACCGGAUGGGGAAUGCAUUGAGGUUCAGAAAGACGAAGAUGGCGCGCUGAUUGAAUUGGAUUGUCAGAAUGGUUUUCCUGAGGGGAGAAAGGAAUUUGUUGCACCUGCUGUUGGAAUGGAGUUUGAGUCAUACGAUGAUGCUUACAACUAUUAUAUUUGUUAUGCCAAGGAGGUGGGGUUUCGUGUACGGGUGAAGAAUUCGUGGUUCAAGCGGAAUAGCAGAGAGAAGUAUGGUGCAGUGCUUUGCUGUAGCAGCCAGGGUUUCAAGAGAAUAAAGGAUGUUAAUCAUUUGAGGAAGGAGACGAGAACUGGUUGUCCUGCAAUGAUAAGGAUGAGACUGGUGGAGUCACAGAGAUGGCGGGUGCUUGAAGUUAUGCUUGAACAUAACCACAUGUUGGGUGCUAAGAUACAGAGGUUGGUUAAGAAGAUGGGAACUGGGAUGAAGAGGAAAUCGUUGCCUAGUUCUGAUACCGAGGGGCAGACGAUUAAGUUAUAUCGUGCACUUGUGAUUGACGCGGGAGGUGAUGGAAUUUCAAACACCACUGCGAGAGAGGACAGAAGUUUCUGUGAGUUUUCUAACAAGUUGAACCUUAGAAAAGGUGACUCACAGGCCAUUUAUAAUUUCCUCUGCCGAAUGCAAUUGACUAAUCCAAACUUCUUUUACUUGAUGGAUUUCAAUGACGAAGGGCAUUUGAGGAAUGUAUUUUGGGUUGAUGCUAGGUCCAGGGCUGCGUGCGGUUAUUUUGGCGAUGUUAUUUAUUUUGACAACAGUUAUUUGUCGAACAAAUAUGAAAUCCAGCUGGUGACUUUUGUUGGAAUAAACCACCAUGGUCAUUCGGUGUUAUUAGGAUGUGGCCUGCUUGCAAGUGAAACAACAGAGUCUUAUGUAUGGUUGUUUAGGACAUGGAUUAAAUGUAUGUCAGGAUGUUCACCCCAAACUAUUAUCACUGACAGGUGCAAGGCUUUGCAGAGAGCAAUUGCAGAAGUUUUUCCUAGAUGUCGUCAUUGUUUUGGCUUGUCAUUAAUUAUGAAAAAGAUACCAGAAAAAUUGGGAGGUUUGCACAACUAUGAUGCACUCAGGAAAGCACUGAUUAAAGCAGUUUAUGAAACAUUGAAAGUGAUUGAGUUUGAAGCAGCAUGGGGAUUUAUGAUUCAACAUUUUGGAGUUAGUGAUCAUGAGUGGCUUCGUUCUCUGUAUGAAGAUCGAGUUCAUUGGGCUCCGGUAUUUUUGAAGGACACAUUUUUUGCUGGAAUGUCUGCAGCUCGCCCUGGGGAGAACAUUACUCCUUUUUUUGAUAGAUACGUGCACAAACAGACCCCACUGAAGGAGUUUCUUGAUAAGUAUGAAUUAGCUCUUCACAAGAAGUACAAGGAAGAGUCUUUUGCAGAUAUUGAAUCAAGGAGCUCAAGCCCCUUGCUGAAAACUAGAUGUUCCUUUGAAUUGCAGCUCUCCAGAUUGUACACUAGAGAAAUGUUCAUGAAAUUCCAGUUAGAAGUGGAAGAAGUAUAUUCUUGUUUUGGUACAACACAGUUACAUGUGGAUGGUUCCAUCAUAAUUUUCUUGGUCAAGGAGCGUGUUUUGAUUGAGGGAAACCGACGGGAGAUUCGGGAUUUUGAAGUUUUGUACAGUAGGACCGUAGGUGAAGUUCGUUGCAUCUGUAGUUGCUUUAAUUUUUAUGGAUAUCUUUGUCGACAUGCACUGUGUGUGCUCAAUUUUAAUGGGGUUGAAGAGAUACCUCACAGAUACAUUCUUUCGCGAUGGAAGAAAGAUUACAAGCGUCUUUAUGUUCCUGAUCACAGCUCUGGUACCUCUGAUGAUACUGACCGCAUUCAAUGGUCUAAUCAGUUAUUUAGAAGUGCCUUGCAAGUUGUUGAGGAGGGUAUACUUUCUCUAGAUCAUUACAAUGUAGCGUUACAAUCUUUAGAAGAAUCACUGAGUAAGGUUCAUGAUGUAGAGCAGAGACAAGAGAUAACAGAAGGAAGAACGCAGUUGGCAGUGAAGAAGAGAGAGCAGAGAAACAGCAUUUCGUUCACUGCUACUCUCUCUUUUCUUCUCUUAUCUUUUCUGUUACUAACUCAUGUGAACUCUCUGGCUAUGACUGACGAUACCAUGUGUUCUCCAAGCGACAAGGACUUGUCGCUUAGUCCUAAUCUUGAUAUCACGAUAGAUGAUGGCUCUCCGAACAGUGAGCAACUUCUUGACAUAGUGGACGAGGGCAACGAGCUUGACAAUGAAUGUGGGCAAUUGUUUGAGAUUGAUGGAAGUGGACGUGAAAAUGGGAGGGAUGAAACCACAGUAGUUGAUAGUCACAGCGUAGAAUCUCACGGGAAAGACUGCCCCCCACCAAUUGUAGGAAUGGAGUUUGAUACUUAUGAUGAUGCAUACAACUAUUACAAUACCUAUGCCAAGGAAAUUGGAUUUGCUACUCGAGUUAAAUCUUCAUGGACGAAACGUAACAGCAAAGAGAAGCGUGGUGCGGUUCUGUGCUGCAACUGUGAGGGUUUCAAAACAACCAAAGAAGCAAAUAGUCACAGGAAAGAAACAAGAACGGGCUGUUUAGCAAUGAUUAGAUUGAGAUUAGUGGAAUCUAACAGGUGGAGAGUCGAUGAAGUCAAGCUUGAGCAUAACCAUUCAUUUGAUCCUGAAAGAGCACAAAACUCUAAAUCACAUAAGAGGAUGGACAGUAGGGCAAAAAGAAAAGUUGAGCCAACUCUAGACGUUGAAGUAAGAACGAUCAAGUUAUAUCGAAUGCCUGUUGUAGAUGCAUCAGGUUAUGGAAGCUCAAAUUCCACUGAAGGUGCAACUAACAACCACAUUAAUUGUUCCAAGCGUUUGAAACUUAAAAAAGGUGAUCCGGAGCUUAUUUCAAAUUACUUCUGCCGCAUUCAAUUGACUAAUCCUAACUUUUUCUAUGUGAUGGAUCUGAAUGAUGAUGGACAACUGAGGAAUGUAUUUUGGAUUGACUCUAGAUCUAGGGCUGCUUAUAGUUAUUUUGGUGAUGUGGUUGCAUUUGACUCAACGUGUUUGUCAAACAAUUAUGAGAUUCCUCUUGUUGCAUUUGUUGGUGUUAAUCACCAUGGCAAAUCUAUUUUGCUAGGAUGUGGUCUGCUUGCAGAUGAGACAUUUGAAACAUAUAUUUGGUUAUUUAGGGCAUGGCUCACAUGUAUGACUGGUCGCCCUCCACAAACUAUGAUCACAAACCAGUGUAAGGCCUUGCAAAGUGCAAUUGCUGAGGUUUUCCCGAGAGCUCACCAUAGAAUUUGUCUAUCGCAAGUCAUGCAGAGCAUUCUUGGGUGUUUUGUGCAGUUUCAGGAGUACGAGGCAUUUCAAAUUGCGCUUACUAAAGUCAUAUAUGACUCUAAAACAGUAGACGAGUUUGAAAGGGCUUGGGAUGAUCUAACCCAGCAUUUUGGAAUAAGAAAUCACGAAAAGAUCCUAACCUUGCAUGAGGAACGAGAGCAUUGGGCCCCAGUGUACUCCAAAGACACAUUUUUUGCAGGAAUAUCUGAUUAUGAAAAGGGUGAGUCUGUGGUUCCCUUUUUCAAGGGUCAUGUGCAUCAACAAACUUCUUUGAAAGAAUUUUUUGAGAUUUAUGAAUUAGUUCAGCAGAAAAAACAUAAAACCGAAGUUCUUGAUGAUCUUGAGUCAUGCGAUUUGAGCUCAUUACUGAAGACAAGAUGCUACUACGAGUUGCAAAUCUCUAAAUUGUACACAAAUGCUGUAUUUAGGAAGUUUCAAGAUGAGGUAGUGAUGAUGCCCUCUUGUUUCAGCAUCACGCAGACUCAAACUAGUGGCUCUAUGGUGACGUACAUGGUAAAAGAACGAGAAGUGGAAGACCCUGCAACAGAUGGUAGUAGGCAUUUUGAAGUCAUGUAUGAUAAAGCUGGAACAGAAGUACGGUGCAUUUGUAGUUGCUUUAAUUUCAAGGGCUACCUGUGCAGACAUGCCUUGUAUAUCCUUAAUUACAAUGGUGUGGAGGAAAUUCCAUGUCAAUACAUUUUGUCAAGAUGGAGGAAAGAUUUUAAGCGUUUGUAUGUACCUCAUCUUAGUGCUGAUAAUGUUGAUAUUAGCAACCCAGUUCAGUGUUUUGAUCAUUUGUACAAACGUGCCAUGCGAGUUGUUGAAGAGGGGAUGAUAUCCCAAGAUCAUUAUAUGGUUUCUUGGCAAGCAUUUAAAGAAUCUCUCAAUAAGAUUCGCCUUGUAGCAGACAAGAUUGAAUAAACAAAUCAAAGAAUAAUGCUAAUAAUAUGUUGUGCAUAAGUUAUUAUUCA
Messenger RNA from Vigna unguiculata (cowpea), 4494 nucleotides. RefSeq lists its product as uncharacterized. The record is from RefSeq and is a predicted model, not a curated record. Gene Ontology annotation, molecular function: zinc ion binding. Gene Ontology annotation, biological process: regulation of DNA-templated transcription. NCBI's taxonomy places the organism in Eukaryota, Viridiplantae, Streptophyta, Magnoliopsida, Fabales, Fabaceae.